AUGUUUGUCGACAACUUCCCUGAGGGAUUCUUUUUCAUUCGUUGCAAGGCCACUGACAUGGCCCUGGAUGUCAAUGACGGCGGCAUGCUGAACGACUACACGAUGAUUAUCUGGCCGCAAAAAAUGGUGGAUAGCAUCAACCAGCUGUGGAUGCAUGAAGAUGGCUUCUUGAUCAAUCGCAAGUCAGGACUAGUGCUAGAUAUUCGCGGAGGCGAUAUCAAAAAGGACAAGGCAAUUAUCCAGUACGCACGGAAGCCAGGACUCGCACACAACCAGCGAUGGCAGUAUAAGGACGGCUACAUCUUCCCCGCAGCAUCGCCUAACCUGGUGCUCGACAUUCGUGGCGGAGAGUACAAGGACGCAGCCUCCAUCUUUCUAAACAGCAGAUUACCCGGCAGUAACACAACCCAACAGUGGCUGAUACAGCCAUUCCAAGAUACGAGGUCCAAGCAGGACCUUGCCUUGCUGCGGCCACCACCGUUGCAGAAGCACCUGACCGAGUUCCCUCAGCCAGAGGACCUUUGCGACUACCAUCGACAAGUGUACCAUGAAAACAUGCCAACCUCUUCCUCCUCCUACUCCUACUCGGGUAAACAGAUAGCGGGUGCUGCAGCAUUCGAGGGUAUCCGACGCUAUCUGCUCGCACAAAAGAAAAAGGACGAGCCUAUCGUGACCCCUCAAGCAAGAGAGACCAUCCAGUCCUUGGUAGCACAACAAAUGGCUGAGCUGAAAGACAAGAUCCCAUCCGACCAGCAACAACCCUGUGAACUGGUACGCACAGCAGAACAAGCUGCGGCCAGCUAUUUUGCUCGCGAAUACGAAUCGUCGUCGUUGUGA
This is a messenger RNA of Zychaea mexicana, 837 nucleotides long. Its product is annotated as ricin B lectin domain-containing protein. The record is from RefSeq and is a predicted model, not a curated record. The transcript has 9 exons. Bases 1 to 837 code for a protein of 278 amino acids. NCBI's taxonomy places the organism in Eukaryota, Fungi, Mucoromycota, Mucoromycetes, Mucorales, Lichtheimiaceae.